Messenger RNA from Sipha flava (yellow sugarcane aphid), 2612 nucleotides. RefSeq names its product homeobox protein orthopedia-like. Lineage: Eukaryota; Metazoa; Arthropoda; Insecta; Hemiptera; Aphididae. The transcript is spliced from 6 exons. The record is from RefSeq and is a predicted model, not a curated record. Bases 1203 to 2084 code for a protein of 293 amino acids. Gene Ontology annotation, molecular function: DNA binding; DNA-binding transcription factor activity, RNA polymerase II-specific. Gene Ontology annotation, biological process: regulation of DNA-templated transcription; neuron differentiation.
UGUCCGUCCGUCUGUCUCUGUCUUUCUCUUUCUCUUUGUCCCUCCGUACGCAUCUCCUCGUCAUAUUUUUCGCGUACAUAACGUUUAAGAUUCGUACAUUUUCAAUUCGCGCAUACCUAUCCACUCGAGUGUUGCUACCUCGUUCGUAAUACGGUUGCCACGGGUAGCUCGAUGCGGUUGUUAGCUGCUGCAGAAGACCGGGUGUGCUACCGGUGCCGCUCUUUCAUCGGGAAAACAGGAGGGUCGGGGAUAUGACAUGACGAUGACUGCCGGGACGACCGGGUCGCGGUGGUGUCGGCUACGGCGGCACCGGCGCACGAGGCUUCCGGGGUCCUUAGUGCCCGCCCACGUCGACCCGCGGUUGGUCCAAUCGGAACGGCGGCCGGAUGCUGUUGUGACGACAACGACCAGCCUUCGCGAGUAAUGUAACCGCCACCACCACCGCCUCCGUCUUCGAACGCGUUUUCCGGAUGCGAUGCGCGCACACUUCGUUCGCACGCACGCGCGCGCGCACACACACCUUGCACACACGCUCGCUGGUGCCCACACGUCGCACGCGCACGCCACCCGGUACACUCUACAACGACACAAUAUUGUGCCGUGCAUAUCGCCGUUUGCAGUCGGCUCGUUAACGCGCCGUGGCUUCGUGUUGCCGUUACGAAACGCGGCGUCGACCGGUAGGGUUACCACGGGAUAACCGACAGCGCGAUAAUAAUACUAUGGACGUAAAUCGCGUGUACACGCGUUUUCUAGAUAAACGUACUGCAGACGCGUACCUGCAUUUCGGAAACAGAUAAAAUACAAACACCGUUUCGGUCCCUUAGACGCAGUUUUUCGUUUGUUUUUUCCGAUAUCGCGUUCCGGUCCAUCCCCGCGGAAUCGUGCCGAGGUGGGAAUUACGCGUGUCAACACGAUGACCCCGACGAACCUUCACGCCCUCGCGGUCGGGGGAUGUGUGCCAUGACCGAGGAUUCCGACAACUCCGCGCGUCACCCAACUGCCGAUUAGGUCGUUUUGUACCGUUACGGCAUCGAGAUUUAUUGUCAGUGCAGACGCCGGCCGCGACGCUGCUCACUGACCGAAAACUCGAGUAUUUUACUUCCUACUCAAGACUGGUCUUCUCGUUCUAAUUUUUACAAACGCCACGAAAAUCGACCACAAUUCUGUCUUCGAUACCGUUCAGGCCGGGGUUCAGGCCGAAUAUGCUCAACAACAUCAGUAUUAUUGGCCCGAACGUUGUCGGAGGCCACAAGGACUUCGAUGGCCUCAAACACAGAUCGCUUCACCAGUUGCAGACCGGCGGCAACAGAAGUGUUCACGACAUCGGAGGCGGCCACGGUCUCGGCGGUGGUGGCGGUGCAGGUAACGUCCACCACCAGGGCAACGGUCCGUCACCGCCGCAGCUGUCCUCGGCCUCCAGCGGCGGCGGUGGACCGUUCCGAUUGUCGUGCAGCGGUUUCGACCUGUCCGGCGCGGCCGGCCACGGGUUGGCGGCCGCUGCGGUCGGUGCCGGAGCCAACGGAGAUGACACUGGCAAACCGAACAAACAGAAGAGACACCGAACCCGGUUCACGCCAGCACAACUCAACGAGCUGGAACGGUGCUUCAGCAAGACCCACUAUCCGGAUAUUUUUAUGCGUGAGGAGAUCGCCAUGCGGAUCGGCCUCACUGAGUCCCGGGUACAGGUAUGGUUCCAAAACCGAAGAGCGAAAUGGAAAAAACGUAAGAAAUCAACAAACGUGUUCAGAAGCCCUGGCGCUCUGUUGCCGUCCCACGGACUACCGCCGUUUGGAUCCAUGUCCGAUAGUUUAUGUCCUACAUCAAUGUUUAGUUCUCCAGACACAAGAUGGGGCGUGACCAGUAUGACUACAGGUCUUAGUCAGCUGGCCGGUAGUACAGUUACCAUGAGCGGAUACAGUCAUCAGAACUCGUCGCUCAGUUCCGUGCCGAUCACUACGAUGGCUACCAACGCUCAGAAUAUGUAUCAAGCCCAUUAUGGUCUCAAUUCAUUAGGUGAUUCGAACAAAUGGCGAUUUUCCAAAGAACAGUUCAAACCCUAUCCAGCUGACUCUCAGUUAUUUUGAAAAUCGAGUGAUUCAUUAUGUAUUGUAUCCUGUUUUAUAUGCAUGAUAGAUAACUGGUAACAGCAAUAACUAAGAGUUAACAAAUGCUGCAGACGUAUGGGAGCCGAUCAACUGAAAGAGUCUUUUCAUAAAAAAUAUUAUUAUUAUUAUUAUUAUUAUUAGUGUUUGGUGAUGCGUUCUUAAGGUUAAGAAUAUUUUAAAAACUAAAAAUAAUGAUUAUUGUAAGAUUAUAGUGGCAAUUACUUUUUUUUUUAAUUUGUUCCUAGAACACAAAUAUAAAGAUAUACAAUCACAUGAAUAUCCCUGUAUAAUAGGUACAUACAGCAACCAUCAAUGUACCUAAACCAAAAACCUAAGCACAAAUAUAAAAGUUACCUACAGGCUUCAUUACAUAAACAUAUUGUACAUUGUAUGAACACUUGUUUAAAUUCUACUAAUUUUCACAACAUUACACUAUAAUGAAAAUGCCAUGUUAAUGAAUAAAACUGUGAACGGACCCGUGACAAUAUAAUAUAAUUAUGAAUUUUA